Molecule: messenger RNA, 2392 nt
Organism: Mytilus trossulus (common blue mussel)
Lineage: Eukaryota; Metazoa; Mollusca; Bivalvia; Mytilida; Mytilidae
Product: heat shock 70 kDa protein 12A-like
Exons: 6
Coding region: 110-1900 (596 amino acids)
Molecular function (GO): ATP-dependent protein folding chaperone; ATP binding
Source: RefSeq, a predicted model, not a curated record
GUGAACUGUAUAAACCGAAACUAGAUUAUUUUAUUGUAGAGACACAAUUAUAUUAUGUAUGGUCAGCUAAAUCAUAUUUUAUCAGAUAAUUGGUGACUGACAGCCGAGGAUGGCUGACACUGAUGAUAUAAAACAUAACAAGCUGUUUGUCGCUUCUAUAGACUUUGGGACAACCUAUUCUGGAUAUGCCGUUUGUACUCGGGAUGAAUACAAGAAAAAUCCAAACAACCCAAAAAUGAAGGUUCGAGAAUGGAAUGAAGGAUCCCACAUAACAGAUAAAGCUCCGACAUGUGUUCUGUUUAAUCCAGAUCAAGAGUUUGAUUGUUUUGGGUAUGAUGCAAUGAAUAAAUUUCGGACAAACCCAAACAAUUUCGAUUUCAGGAAAUGGUACUACUUUGAACAUUUCAAAAUGAUGUUAUUCAAAGAAAAGGACAUGUUGACGAAGGAAACAAUGCUAGAAGAAUCACUGGAUGUCAAAAACAUAGAAAUGAAGAAGAAAAUGAAAGCAGUUUAUGUUUUUGCUGAGGUCAUAAAAUAUUUCAUAGAAGAUCUCGUGCAGUCUAAAAACCAACAAGGAACCGUAUUCACAAACGACGACUUCCAUUGGGUGAUUACAGUUCCCGCCAUCUGGGAUCUUAAAGCCAAACAGUUUAUGCGUGAUGCAGCAAAACAGGCUGGUAUAUCACGUGAUAAUUUGACCUUGGCAUUGGAACCAGAAGCUGCAUCAAUGUACUGUCGUAAAGUACCGGUCGGUGUUAAAGAGGAUGAUGAUGGCGGGAAAACUAUUGCAGCAAUGGAGGUUGGGUCAAAAUAUGUUGUUCUAGAUCAAGGCGGAGGAACAACAGAUAUAGCCGUACACGAGGUUACUGGAAAGAAUACAUUGAAAGAAAUUCACCAAGCGUGCGGGGGACAUUGGGGUGGAAUCACAGUCAAUGGAGAGUUUUACAACUUUUUGGUAAGACUUCUUGGUGGAGACGUCAUUAAUGAAGUCAAAAUGAACAAUCCUUCCGAUUAUUACCAAUUACUUUAUAAUUUUGAGCAUACAAAGACUUCUUUCACAGAUGAUCACUCGAACUCACCAAAUGACAAGCAAACCAUACGAGUGCCAUAUUCAUGGUUGCGACAUUUUAAAACAAUUACAGAUUGCGAGUUAGAAGACACUGUCAAACAAUCCACGUUUAAAGGGCAGAUAACACUAAAAAAGGACAAAUUGAGGAUAAAAAAUGAACUUUUCAGAAAAUUCUUUGAUUAUUCUCUUACACAUAUCAUUGAAGAAAUGGAAGACCUGCUAAAGAAAAAACAGCUGGAAGGAGUUGAGACAAUUUUAAUUGUUGGCGGCCAUUCCAAGUCUACAGUUCUUACAAAUGCCAUCUACAAACAUUUUGGAAACCAGUACGGUAUUGUUAUUCCGAAAAAUCCAGAUAUUGCAGUGAUGAAAGGUGCUGUUUUAUUUGGAUUCAAUCCAGAAAUGAUCACAAGUCGAGUUUCCCAAUACACCUACGGUAUAGCUAUGCAACGACCUUUUAUCCCAGGCGUCGACCUCGAAUCCAAGAAAAAAGAAUUAGUAAAUGGUCUUGUCGACAAUGUUUUUGAUAAACAUGUUGAAAUUGGUCAAGUUGUUAGUAUUGGAGAAUUUUUACCAGAACAUGAUUAUGUUCCAGCUGCCAGAGAGUACACAGCAGUUCAUUUUGAGUUCUAUGCAACCAAAAGCAAGAAUCCGCAGUAUGUUACCGAUGACGGCUGUAGUUGUAUAGGAGUGCUUUAUUUUGAAUUGACCGAUAUUUCUAAACGAAAAGACAUGACGCUCAAACUAAAUGUGAGUGGAACGGAAAUUGUCGCGAUGAUAACUGAAAAAUCAACGGGUAAACUAAGUAACGGUUACUUCAGUCUACUCGAAUAGUUUUACAUAGCAUGCAAACAAUGUGAUAAACUUGAGGCUUUAAAACCUGUUUUUGCUCUUUAGUCCAUUGUUUAUUAACUUUGUCGCUCGAAACAUUUUAUGAACUAUGUUGCAAAAUUAAUCUGAAUAAAUCCAUAUGCAUACCUCAGGAGCCUGUAAUUCAGUGGUUGUCGUUUGUUUAUGUGUUACAUAUUUGUUUUUCGUUCAUUUUUUUACAUAAAUGAGGCCGUUAGUUUUCUCGUUUUGAUUGUUUUACAUUGUCUUAUCGGGGCCUUUAAUAGCUGACUAUGCGGUAUGGGCUUUGCUCAUUGUUGAAGGCCGUAUGGUGACCUAUAGUUGUUAAUGUGUGUGUCAUUUUGGUCUUUUGUGGAUAGUUGUCUCAUUGGCAAUUAUACCACAUCUUUUUUUUUUAUACUUUACAAUUUACCAAACAGUGCAGAAUGCUAGAUUGAAUACUGAAACAGAAAUUUAAAUUUGUGAAAGAGAUUUAUU